Hipposideros armiger (great roundleaf bat) is the source of this 2392-nucleotide messenger RNA. RefSeq names its product aurora kinase A and ninein interacting protein (gene AUNIP). The record is from RefSeq and is a predicted model, not a curated record. Bases 20 to 1207 code for a protein of 395 amino acids. Gene Ontology annotation, biological process: spindle organization. Lineage: Eukaryota; Metazoa; Chordata; Mammalia; Chiroptera; Hipposideridae. Gene Ontology annotation, cellular component: centrosome; spindle pole. The transcript has 4 exons.
CACAAGCAAUAUAUGUACAAUGAAGGAAAAUUACGUUGGCGCGAGAUCCGAACGUCGGCUGAGGUGGUUGUGGCCAUUUCCUGAGGCGUUCGGGUCCUCAGUCCGGUGUCCGGUUGACUCGGCCUCCCCAGCCGCCAUGAGGCGCGGAGGCCCCAAGGAAGAGGAGGCCUGCGGCGUGUGGCUGGACGCGGCGGCGCUGAAGAGGCGGAAAGUACAGACACAUUUAAUCAAGUCAAGCCCCAAAAUGCUAACACUUUUUCCUGGAGAGAGAGAGGCUAAGAUCACUCAAAGACGACCUCCACCUGCAGGCGUUCGGCAGACCAACAUUGUUUCCUUCUUCACCUCGCAGCCAGGAAAGACAAAUGGUGGUGAUCAGAGGAGUGUUUCAACUCAUAUAGAAAGUCAGACCAACAGCGAGUCUAAGAAAGAUGCAACCCAGCUAGACCAUCGGAUCCAGGGCUUGGGAGAUGAUUCUGUGGCACCCCCUUUAUCCACUUCAACCCCUGCAGACAUCCAGGAAGCUGGGCUUUCUCCUCAGUCCCUCCAGGCUUCUGGCCACCACAGAAUGGGAACCCCAUUGUUGACUGUGAUGCCUUUGUCCCAGCCUGACACCUUAGUCUGUGCUGGAGAGAGUCAAGACCCACUGGCUUGUUCCUUCACCCAGGACUUGGAAAGUUCUUGCUUGCUGGACCAAAAGGAGGGAGAGAAAGAUUCUUCCCGGAAGAGGGAAUGGCUUCAUGGAUCUAAGAAAAAUAACUGUCAGGGUAUGGAGAGACGCAGUAAACCACCUGGGGGCAGGGGCCAUCAGUCCUUGAAGUCUAAAUUGGAAAAGGUGUCAGCCAAAGAAAAUAGGCAGGCCCCCAUCCUUUUUCAAACAUACAGGGAUCCCUGGAGUGGAGAAAACACAGCAGCAGUGAAACAAAGCUCUUGUGCUGUUCCUGUCUUUUCCUGGGAUGGUGAAAAGAAUGACAGGGACUCCUGGAGUCAGCUUUUCACUGAGGAUUCUCAGGGCCAGCGCGUCAUUGCCCACACCUCUAGAGCUCCUUUCAGAGAUGUAACUAACAGUCGGAACUAUCAGGGCUUAGAGCAGUUUCCUAACAGCCCGUGGGCUCAGUGGCAGGAUAGGCCCUCUCAGUUAAAUCUGCAGCCUGAUUUGCUCUUUACCGAGGACUCUGAAGGUAAUCAAGUUAUCAGACACCAAGUCUAAAUGUCUUUGAGGGUUUGGUUCUAAAAGUACCUUGAAAUGACAGAUUUAGGAAAAUAUCUUGGCAGGGGGUGUGUGUUGGGGAGUGUGUGUUUGGUUAGGAGGGAAGUAUGGUAUGAAGCUGUUAUUAAGCACUUCUUUGUGUAAAUAAAGCAGGUGGUGACACUUUUUGGUUAGGAGGGAGGUGUGGGAUGAAGAUGUUAUUGAGCACUUUGUGUAAAGAAAGCAGGUGGUGACACUUGUUGAGACACCAUGGCUGGCAUCAUGCCUUUCCCUGAGGAAGAGGUGGCUGAUAGAGUCCCUGUGUGAGUCUGGUGAGCAUUGAGGAGGAACAGCAGGUACUUAUCCUUCCACUAGAGCCUGUUGUUUGGCCAGCAUGGGGCCACCUAUGCCCUUUCAGAUGCCUUCCUGGAACACUGCUUCUCAUAGAUGUGUAUCCUUUUAAUCUUGGCUGUAAUACUUACUCAGCCUAAGUUUGGGACCAUUACUCCUGACACUUUUUUGAGUGAUAAGUCAAAUCUCCCUAACCUGGGUAUAUGGGGGUAGAAGGUAGAACGGUGGCCUUUGUAUUUAUUUUUUUGUGAUUUUAUUUUUGUGGUACUUUACAGCAUUUUAAAGUUAUGUACUAUGUUUAAACAUCUCUCUUAAAAAGCCUGAGCUAUAUAACAAUCUUUUUUUAAAUUAUUUUUUAUUAUGAAAUGCACAUUUUUUAGAAUUUAUAUAACAAUUUUGCUGUGACUAUAUCACUCUUCUACAAGGUGGGAGAGAACUCCCUUUGUAAAACUGAGUCCAAAUAAAACUGUUUACAAAGCUGGUUCUCAUGGUAAUUAAAAUAUUACCAUUUUGUGAAAGCGUCACUGCCCUGGGUGCGAUCUGAACAGGGGAGUCUCAUGUGGCCUAUGUUCUACCCAAGGUGUUAUCCAUCAGGUAGCAGUUUCCCAUGCUGCCAGUGUGGUACUAUGAGGCUUAAACAGCCUGUGGGGCAAGCUUGCAAGUUCUAAGAUGGAACUGCUUCAGGGCAAAAUCUCUACAGAAAGGGACAAGAGGGUCCUUUGGGAAGUUCUCUUAUAAAGGCCGCACCUUAGAAGGAAAGAGGGGAAAGGCAGGAUUAGUGAAAGUCAAUACUGUAAAAUGAACAGGAAUCCUAGACCCGUGGGGGAGACCAGGUGAUUACAGCUCAGAGAUGAA